Molecule: messenger RNA, 270 nt
Organism: Necator americanus (New World hookworm)
Lineage: Eukaryota; Metazoa; Nematoda; Chromadorea; Rhabditida; Ancylostomatidae
Exons: 1
Coding region: 1-270 (89 amino acids)
Source: RefSeq, a predicted model, not a curated record
AUGGGGAUGGGAAAGGUCAUUCACGACCUCUACUCUAAUGUCUUCGACAGUCCUCGUCCACUUGCCUCCUCACCAUCUGAAGGAAGAUGGACGUGUCAGUCCAAUGGUCCUCCCUUCCGAAGCCAUGACAUGAUGUCGGUGAAGAAUCGUACUCCAUCCGGUUCCAACAGAGUUAAGCCUGAACCUCUAGAGUACCUACCGCCAGUCCUCAUCAACUCAGUGGCGAGGCUCUUCACUCGUUAUUUGUCGGAAUACACGUUUCCCAAGUAA